AGUCGGUGGCGCGGAGAGCAGAGGCGAGCAGAGCAGAGGAGAGGCGAGGAGAGGAGAGGAGAGGAGAGGAGAGGGCGCGCAGGGCGCAGCGGCGAAGGGCUCCCAUCGGCCGUCCGUCCGGGCCGAGCUGCGCGCUUGCUUUCGAGGGAAGGCGCCGGAGGAGGAGGAGGAGGCGUCCGUGCCGCGUCCGGGAGACGGGAUGGCUGCGGCGGCGGUGCAGCUGCUGGGCCUGGCGCUGUCCGUGCUGGGCUGGGCCGGCACGAUCCUGGUGGCCGCGCUGCCCAUGUGGCGGGUGGCGGCCUUCAUCGACGCCAACAUCGUGGUGGCGCAGACCACCUGGGAGGGCCUGUGGAUGGCGUGCGUGGUGCAGAGCACGGGCCAGAUGCAGUGCAAGGUCUACGACUCCAUCCUGUCGCUCAGCCCCGAGCUGCAGGCCGGCCGGACGCUGAUGGUGAUCGGCGCGCUGCUGGGGCUGGUGGCGCUGCUGGUGACCGUGGUGGGCGCGCAGUGCACCACCUGCCUGCGCGGCGGGCGCAUCAAGGACUGGAUCGCGGCCGUCGGCGGCGCGCUCUUCGUGGUCUGCGGCCUGCUGGUGCUCGUCCCGCCCUGCUGGUUCGCCAACAUCAUCAUCAGCAACUUCUACGACCCCAGCGUGCAGCAGUCGCACAAGCGCGAGAUGGGCGCGGCGCUGUACCUCGGCUGGGCCGCCGCCGCCCUCCUGCUGCUGGGCGGCGCGCUCAUCUGCGCCUCGAGCGCCCGCAAGGACGAGCUCUCCGCCUUCCCCGUCAAGUACGCGGCGCCCCGGCGGCCCACCGCCGCCUCCAACGGCGAGUACGACAAGAAGAACUACGUCUGAGGCUGCCGAGGCGGCGCUGGACGGCGCCGACCUCGCAGCGGCGGCGACCUGGCGGCGGCGGCGACCUCGGAGCGCAGAGACCUGGCGGCGCUGCAGCCGCGGCUUCGGGGACCGAGGGGCUGCUGGCGCUCCAGCCGCUGCGGGAGGAGGGCUGCUCGGACCGGCGGCUGGCUCUUCCCCUUCCCUGCGAACUGCUUUUUGUAUUUAAGACGUUCUGUUUUGCAAAGAAAAAAAGACACUUGCAAGAACUCUCCGUAGCAUGUUUAGGAUUCUUCGUUACUGUCGUUAGGAUUCUGCCUAGUAUUAGUCCUCAUGAAAUAAUUAGCUGCGUUGCUUCUUAAAGGAAGCAUGACGGGAUUGCACGUCUGUUUUUUAAAAAUUAUAAUGUGAGAGUUUGCACUCUGUAUUAAGAAAGAAAACAGGUGACAGUGGACUUUAUAUUGAGGGUAAUGAUUCAUUGUCCUCGUCCACGUUUGCUUCUUAAUUGGAAGCAUGGGUAGGUUACAGAAACUCACACCUCUACUUUUUAAAAAUUUUACAUAAAAUGGGAGUUUGCUCUCUUAAUUAAAGCAGAUGGUAACAGACCCUUAAUUAAGAUUAAUUUUUAAAUUCCACAUGGUUCUAUUGUUCAUGAAACUGUUGCAUUGCUUCUUAACUGGAAACCUGGGGGAUACAUAUAGAUCUGUGUUGUUGUUUAUAUUUUUAUAAAAAAGAUAAAUUGAGAGUUUACAUUCUUAAUCUCGAAACAAAACUUAUAUGGCGAUAUAUGGUCAGGUUAUCUUUGAAAAAAAAUGGCCAUCUGAAUUCUGAAGAUCUAAGCUAAAUUCCAUUGAUUUCAGUGGGUCUGCUCUGUGUAAUGCUGGAUACAGAGAACCCACUACUAUUAGAAUAAGACACCAGGGUGGGUUGUUUGGGUUCUGCCCCCACCUGAAAUGUUCCAAUCAAAGGAAUUUGUCAGUCAUUAAAAAGUAGCAAUUAAUUUAGGAUGUUAAAAGGUUGUUUUUCAAACCAUGCACUGGGGAGAAAUGAGGACUGGAUAUUUUUAAGCAAAUUUGUUUUACGGCCCUUUGCAAAUCCCAUGCAUGGGAAUAAACUGGAGUGUGUACUGUGAUUCCGGGUUGUUUUCCACUGGACCGGCUCUUGAAAUCAGUGGGACUAUGCCAGGACUAUAAUAAGUGGUCUUGUGGAUCAUGUGGUCAAACUGCUGGGUAAGGUUCUCUUUCUAGAAAUUUGCCUAAAAAGUAUUUUCUUUGAUUUUGUUAAGUGUAUGAUGUAACUAUUAAUAUUAAGCUGUGGGAUAAAAACGAUGACCUUCCUUUUUUUUAGUAACUGUUUCAGUAUUGCUUUCACCUCUGAAUAAAAUCCUAUCCCCAUUCUGAGAAUUGGUUGAGCAAUCCAUGGGUCAAAGUUUUCAUUCCAAAUCAAACUUCUGCUUAGGCGUUCACUAUGUACGAUGUUGUUUUUUCAUGGGCCUUUUUCAUGUCAAUGUGGUCAGUGCAGGGGGCCAAGCCGGUACUGGGUUUUCCGCAAUCUUAUACCAUCACUUUAUCCUCUAGUUCUCAGCAGUGUUCAAAUCAAGGAUCUUUGUAUAUUUUAUAUUUCUGAAUAUUUAUAUAUUAUAACUGCACGUAUUUUUAAUAAUGAGAUUUAAGUAAACUGUUUGCUCUGGUAGCAAAAAGCUC
Messenger RNA from Varanus komodoensis (Komodo dragon), 2538 nucleotides. RefSeq names its product claudin 5 (gene CLDN5). Lineage: Eukaryota; Metazoa; Chordata; Lepidosauria; Squamata; Varanidae. Gene Ontology annotation, cellular component: plasma membrane; bicellular tight junction. Bases 200 to 856 code for a protein of 218 amino acids. The record is from RefSeq and is a predicted model, not a curated record. Gene Ontology annotation, biological process: bicellular tight junction assembly; cell adhesion. Gene Ontology annotation, molecular function: structural molecule activity. The transcript has a single exon.